GAUGACAGUGUUGAGGAGGAGCGUUCGAAGAUGGAGGCCAUACGGAGUUGUGCAGCUACAGCCAGGAACCUGGCCUUCCUGAAAGCUCGCUCGAUGGACGUCACCUUCGACGUGGGGGAUGAGUACGAGAUCAUCGAGACCAUCGGUACAGGAGCCUAUGGAGUGGUGUCCUCGGCACGGCACAAACACACAGGUCACCAAGUGGCGAUCAAGAAGAUCCCGAAUGCCUUCGAUGUGGUGACCAACGCCAAACGUACACUGCGCGAGCUCAAAAUCCUCAAACAUUUCAAACACGACAACAUCAUCGCCAUCAAAGACAUCCUGAAACCACCGGGCUCCUACGCCGACUUCAAAUCUGUGUAAGUAGCAGCCCACUCGCUNGAGAGCGACCUGCACCAGAUCAUCCAUUCGUCGCAGCCGCUGAGCCUGGAGCACGCCCGCUACUUCCUGUACCAGCUGCUGCGGGGCUUGAAGUAUGUGCAUUCUGCCAAUGUGGUGCACCGCGACCUGAAGCCCAGCAACCUGCUGGUCAACGAGAACUGUGAGCUGAAAAUCGGCGACUUCGGCAUGGCACGGGGCCUGGGCACGGGGCCCGGGCAGCCCGAGCCUUUCCUGACCGAGUAUGUGGCCACCCGCUGGUACCGGGCGCCCGAGCUGAUGCUCUCGCUGGAUGGUUACAGCAGCGCCAUCGACCUGUGGUCGGCAGGCUGUAUCCUGGCCGAGAUGCUGGGCAGGCGCCAGAUCUUUCCAGGCAAGAACUACCUAGACCAGCUGCAGCUGAUCCUGACGGUGCUGGGCACCCCGCCCGAACGGCUGGUGGCAUCCGUGGGCUCGGAGCGGGUGCGGUCCUACCUGCGGGGCCUGCCGGCCCGGCGCCCGGUGCCCCUCCCGUCCCUCUACCCAGGCCAGGACCCCCAGGCGCUGGAGUUGUUGGAGCAGCUGCUGAGCUUCGACCCCCAGCGGCGCCCAUCCGCCUCCCUGGCGCUGGGCCACCCGUUCCUGGCCAAGUACCACGACCCCCAGGAUGAGCCGGUCUGCUGCCCCCCCUUCGACUUCUCCUUCGACCGGCCGGCCCCAGGCAGGGAGCAGCUGAAGGAAGCCAUCGCCUGGGAGAUCCACGACUUCCACUGGCGCCGCGAAGGGAUCCGGAGGGGCAUCUGCCGCUCACGGCCCCCGCCGCCGCGCCCCCCGCCCCCACCCCCGCCCCCUCCCCCGCCCCCUCCUCCUCCGCCGCCCCCCCGGCCCGCCCCGGGCGUCGACAUGGGCCCCGGGCCGGGGCCUUGGGGGGGGGGCGCCGCGCCCCCCACCGACGCCAGGAAGGAGUGCGGCAUCUCCGCCGACACCAAGGCCGCCCUCAAGGCCGCCCUCAUCAAAUCGGCGCUGAGGCAGAAGCAGAAAGAGACAGCCGGCUGUGGGCUGGAGCAUCCAGAGGCCCGCAGGUCGGUGACGGCCCAGGAGCGGCAGCGGGAGCGGGAGGAGAAGAGGCGCAGGCGCCAGGAGCGGGCCAAGCAGCGGGAGCGCAAGCAGCGGGAGCGGGAACGCAAGGAGCUGAAGGAGGGCGACGUGCUCGGGGGCGUGGUGCUCAGUCAGGGCGACAAGAGCCUGCUGCAACGCUGGAUGAGGAUGACCGAGGGCAGGCAGAGGCCCGAGGCCGGCGAUGGGGCCGCCCCGGCCCUCAAUGGGGGCCUGGACGGUCCGGCAGCAGGCGCCAAGCCAGCAGCGGGCCUGGGGCCUACGCCGGGUCUCGGCCCAAACCCAAGCCUCAGGCCUGGCGUGGGUCUUGGGCCUGCUCCAGAACUCCGACCUGGCGUGGGUCUCGGGCCUACCCCAGAGCUCAGGCCUAGCAUGGGUCUCGGGCCUACCCCAGAGCUCAGGCCUGGCGUGGGUCUCGGGCCUACCCCAGAGCUCAGGCCUGGCGUGGGCCUCGGGCCUACCCCAGAGCUCAGGCCUGGCAUGGGCCUUGGGCCUACCCCAGAGCUCAGGCCUGGCGUGGCUCUCGGGCCUGCUGCUGAGCUCAGGCCUGGCGUGGCUCUCGGGCCUACCCCUGAGCUUGGCCCCAGUGUGGGCCUCAGGCCUAGUGUGGGCUUUGGCCCUGCUCCGAGCCUCGGGCCUAACGUGGGCUUCGGAGCUGGCCCAGGCCUCGAUCCCGGCCUAGCCCCGGGCCCCGCCCCCUCCCUGGCCUUUGGCGCCGCCCCAGGCCUGGGAUUCAGGCCCAGCCUGGGCUUCGAGCAGGCCACCGUCCUCCAGCCCGGUGGGGGGGCGCCCGACGGCCCCGGCGUGGGCCUGGAGGCGGGCCCAGCCUUCCCCGGCCCUGGCCAGGCCUGGGGGAGCGGGCAGCAGCGACCCCCGACCCUCCUGUACCCCCCGGGGCUGUGUGAGGUUCCCUGGGGCCAAGGGGGUGAGCUGCCGCAUGCGGCCGGGUUCGGGGAGCUGGGUCUGCGCGAGGUUUCCCCGCAGCCUCCGGCCCAUUACCCUCAGGAGGAGCAGCAGGCCCCUUGCCCAGGCCCACAGCCGCACCUCGCCCUCCCUCCCACUAACGCCUCCAACACCGAGUCUCCCGACAUCAACACUGUCACCCAGCAACUCUCCAAAUCACAGGUGAAAGACCUGCUGCCCCCAGGUUUCUCCGUGACUCCGAAGGGAAGCGGUGCUGGCUACGGGCUUGGAUUCGACCUGGAGGAGUUCCUCAACCAGUCCUUCGACAUGCAGGGCGACAAUCACGAAAGCCAGGGUGAUUCAGCCCCCCUGUCUGCCUCUCUCCUUGCUGACUGGUUGGAGGUUCACCGUAUGAACCCAGCAGAGAUGGAGUCCCUACAGCAGGAGCUACAGCUCGGCUCUCCCAUGAUUCUCUCGGAUGGCCACGACCUUUAGCAGCGACGGCUGUGCGUGAGACGGAAUACGAUCCGAGAGCCCAGGACACAUGGACCGACUGUCUCAGGGACUGCAGGCCACACAGCGAGGACAGCUCACCCUCCUGCCCCAGGGCGACGGGACUCCAUCGGAGAACAAGGGAGUGUUUAUCUCUGUUGUCCUGAUCCGAGGCUGAGCAUCCCACCAAAACCUUCUCCUACCACCCC
Rhincodon typus (whale shark) is the source of this 3077-nucleotide messenger RNA. It is a transcript of the gene mapk7, whose product is annotated as mitogen-activated protein kinase 7. Gene Ontology annotation, biological process: protein phosphorylation; cell surface receptor signaling pathway; intracellular signal transduction. Lineage: Eukaryota; Metazoa; Chordata; Chondrichthyes; Orectolobiformes; Rhincodontidae. Gene Ontology annotation, molecular function: ATP binding; MAP kinase activity. The transcript is spliced from 7 exons. The record is from RefSeq and is a predicted model, not a curated record. Gene Ontology annotation, cellular component: nucleus; cytoplasm.